Leptomonas pyrrhocoris is the source of this 1557-nucleotide messenger RNA. RefSeq lists its product as hypothetical. The coding region runs from base 556 to 1557 and encodes 333 amino acids. The transcript has a single exon. The record is from RefSeq and is a predicted model, not a curated record. Lineage: Eukaryota; Euglenozoa; Kinetoplastea; Trypanosomatida; Trypanosomatidae.
GGUUUGAAUAGCGCCUUCAGCUUUGUUUUCCGUCUCGCCCGCAAUCGGAGUGUGAAGACGAGGCGCGACCCGCACGCGCAGCAAGAGGAGGAAGAAGUGAGCGCUGUCUGUGUGUGUGCGUGUGUGUGUGUUUGUUGCGGUGUCUCCGUAGCGACUUUCGCUCUCUUUUCUUUUUGUCGUUGUCGGCUUUUCGUACGUUUUGCGGCUCACCCGCCUGUGCGUUGAGAAUACCUGGCACCCAAACAGCCACGAACCGUUCUUGUGCCCUCUCGUUUUUGUGUGUCCUUCAGGUCGUUUAUUUGGUCUCGGCGAGGAGUUAUGCAUUUCACAAGAUUGGGUUUUUUUUUUUCCUUAAACCUUAGCGCUGAUUCUUUCAACGUCGCUGUGGCCGUCUUAUGUAUAAUGCUUGUUUUCUAAACCAGCUACGUUUUCGCACAUUUGUUUUUUGGGUGUCUUUUUAAUCUCCUGUUUAAGUUUCUCUUCGGAUUUGUUGGUGUUCGCCUUGUGCUGCUCUGUAGUGGAGAUACACCCGCGCACAUCUCCACGACCCGAUUCAUGAAGGUGACUCUUUCUCUCAAUCGGGUGUUGGUGAUUGUCGUCCUCGUCCUUUCCCUUCCCUUGUACCUGGACCUGUCGAGACUACCGAGCAGCGCCGAUGCGCAGGAGUACGUCUUCGCAUCGCUGACUGCGUGCGAUGGACUCCGCAUGUGCUCCCUGUGCGGCGAGGUGUUGGAGAUGGUCGACUUGGUUCAGCGCUCUCUUGUCGACCCGUUCACCGAUGAGCUCACCUUGUCCGCCGCGGAUUGGGACUUGCACAACCAGCAGUUGUACCAACGCUGCGUGCGGGACCCGGUUCAGCGCGGCUGCGACACCCUCGUCAACAAGGUCAAGACGCGGCGAGUGGAGUAUGCAAAGGUGAUUCUACGGCAAAUCAUUGAAGAUCACACUUUUCAUAACAGGUGGGGGCUGCUGGGUGAGCACUACGUCGUCGGCAGCGCACUGCGGCUGACGAAUUACAUCUUUGAAGCGCAGGAACGCUUGCUUAACGGGCGACGUGACACGUUCAAGGAGGACAGCACCGCUCGUAGUGUUGUCUACCAGCCGUCCACGCUCAGUCUUAGCGGCGACCCGGCUGCGGAGAGUCUAGUGACGCGGGUGUGGUUUCUGCGGAGGGAGGUGCAACGGCUUCACAUGGACUUCUGCUACCCCGUCUGCGAGGGCAAGUUGAGUUUCUUUAAGCGGCUACGGCUGGCUCUGGCGCGCUGCUACUUCCACCACUCUAUCAAACCACGCCUGCUGCUGCUUCGACAGGAACACCGCGGGACGUUGAUGGUGGUGGAAUUGCUCAUGAUUGGUACGGCGAUUUGCGUGGAGCGGAUGAUGCGACCGGCAGCGGCCGACACCGGCGGCGGCGUGGUAGGCAUGGCAGCAUCUGCCAGUGGGCGCGGCGGUGACGGUGGCGGCGUGACCCAUGCCUCUUCCUCUUCCGCCGGAGGAGGCGGAGCAGUGGUGACGGGAGGUGGAAAAGGUCACUACCGACAAGGGCGUCGCAGGUAA